This is a messenger RNA of Phytomonas sp. EM1, 1925 nucleotides long. The record is from the annotation of a GenBank genome assembly. Lineage: Eukaryota; Euglenozoa; Kinetoplastea; Trypanosomatida; Trypanosomatidae.
AUGUCGAACGAUGAAAAUAUUUCGCAGGAAAGGCUACAAGGCAUCAGGUCUACGAUCCACCAAUUCUUGUCACGUGCUAAUGUGUACUCAUCUAUUCGAGAUAUAGUAGACUCAUAUGUGGCAGAAUCAGAGGGAAAAGAGAUUAACCCCAAUGAUGCUGGCGAGUUGAUGCAGGUCAUGAAAGAAAAAGGUGUCUUACAGCAGCUAUUAAAACAGCUACAGGGCGAAAUAUCACAGAAAAGUCAACCAAAAGCAGUAGAGUCAUUACAGAAUAUUGCUCCUUAUGAGUACUUUCUCCAUGUUCGUCUGAACGGAGGGAAAGCCUUUUUAGACAAUUUGAACGUACCACGUGUGUCAUUGGAAAAGUACUUCAUGUUUGUAGGGUUGCAGUUCGGUCAUCAGCGAUUUUGCUCUUUGCCGAAGGAAUGCAGCAGUGAUCCUAACUUCCGUGAUGAUUUUCUUCUUGUUCUUGAUGCAUCGCUUUUGGGGUUUCCUCCGGGAGAUUUAAUAGAGAUUGCUACACCGUUUCAUAUUGCUGUGUUUCGUGAGGACACUUCACUGGGUGUUGCCGAGCUCAUUGGAGAGAAUAUCAUUGACUGGAGAAAGGUUUUAAAGACUGGAUAUCUUAGCUUAACGAUUGAGCUGUGUGGCCGUAACUCAGGUAUACCUGCUGGUAUUCUACAAAUAGAGCUUGAAUUGAUUUCACAAAAAAAGGUUCGAUAUAGUGAAAAUGAUAUAAGCACAAGACUCGAGCGACAGCGAGAAGCUAUUACUGCAGCAGAUCGUGAGUUUCUUGUUUAUGCGCGUCGAUGGUGGUCUGAAUACACUCAAAAUAAAGAAAUGAAAAGGCGAAAAGUUAGGCUGUUCGCCAACACAGUGAGUGGUCGAAUGGUACCCUUAACACAAUUUGUAACACCAAUUCAGGCGGUAUAUGGCCUUACUUCCCCUUUUAGCGCACUUCGUUUUGUUUCGCUAUUGAAAGUCCUUCGUGAGGGUGAGGAGUCUUCUUUUUUUCCAAAAGAGGCUCAUGACUCAGAGUCAUGGCUUUCACCCUUCGUUUUUCUUUCUCAAAAGCAGGGAGAUCCUUGUAAUCACUCAGGUUUGCUAUGCUCUCUCCUUCUGGGAUUUGGGAUGGACGCUUACUGCGCAAUUGGAUCUGGGCUUCAAAAUCAAACUUCUACAUUUGUGCUCUCAAGAUCUAAAACUCCAAGUGGUGCUUUUGAUGUGACAAUUUGGCAACCAGUCACAGGAGAACGAGGUAGUGUUUAUAGUAACCAUCCCUUUUUAACUAUCGAUUGUGUUUUCAAUCACAGGUGUUUCUUUGGUAACUGUCAACCCUCUAAUAGCAUACAAAGCGCCUUUUUUGAUUUUGAUAAUGAAGAAUACUGGAAGCCGAUUAAUCCGUUAAAGCUUAGACUUGUGCCCAAGUUUCCUAGUCCCCCUCUCCUUUAUAUACCGACGGAAUGCCAUGAGCUUGAGAAAACACUUGAAAAGAAGCUACGUUCUCUUUUGAGACGUGAUCGAGAUUCUAUUGGACAGACUACGUAUUUUAAUGACAAUUUAUCAUAUUCACUCGCACAGGCCCUUGACAACUAUGAAAACCAAUCUGUCAUGCGAAAAGAGCAGGACUUUUCGAUAUUUGAGCAAUGUGUCAAAGGGAUACUAGGACCAGGUAAGACAUUUAAAGCAUUGCCCCUAAAUCUCUCUAAUGGGUGCGAUACUCGAAUAAUGAGUCUGUUUAAGGCAAGCAGCGUUGGGAAGGAAAUUAUAGAGACCGUUGCUGAAGACGCCAAGUUCGCACUUCGUGUGAGAGUUUUUCCGUAUCCGGAGGGUAUCAAAUCAGUUUGGGCAAUGGUUGCGGUGGAAUAUAGGUUGCCAGUAUAGUUAAAUAGAGAUAUAGAUACCAUUUUAGAUUAACAGAGAAA